Molecule: messenger RNA, 2099 nt
Organism: Mixia osmundae IAM 14324
Lineage: Eukaryota; Fungi; Basidiomycota; Mixiomycetes; Mixiales; Mixiaceae
Exons: 4
Coding region: 337-2082 (581 amino acids)
Source: RefSeq, a predicted model, not a curated record
UACGAAGCGGAGGAGCAGUUGCAAGAGUACGGCAGUCUUGCACGCUCGCCGCGCACGGCACGAGAAGUCCUCAACGAAUUCGUCCUGAGCCGUCUCGAGCGAGACCAGAUCCGCUGGUUUGGCACGCUUCUACUUAUCCUCCUCUGCCUUGCUGUCGCUUUCUACCGACUCCCCUGGACGACGCAUCUCUCCGACGAUAACUGACUUGACAACAAGCGCACGCAGCAGUCACCGCAUCACCUCAGAGAAUGACUUCUAGCUCGAUUUGGUAGCCCGCAUAGCCUCUAAAUUGUCAGUCAUCGGCCACGCUGUGCUGCACAACUCGUCCCUGGCCCCAUGGCGACGCGUGCAAGCAAACCUGUCUUGACGCUCGACAUUGAAGCAGCCAUAUCGUAUCAAGCUCUCGCUAGACCUCCACCUCCGCCGUCCGGACACACGAUCGCUCCCGUCAUGGCAACCUGCCCUUCUGCAAGCACUGCCUCUGUGCUUGCCGAUAUGUCGCAAGUGUCAGACCUUGCGACGGCGUUGCGUGGUCGCCUUUGCGAUCUCGCCAAACUUUGCGACCGCCUCAUGCCUGCGAUGGUCGAGUCUGACACGAGCGAGAUCAAGAUCAUGUUGCCCGGACAGCAGCACAAGCGCAAAACGAGCAGCCUGGAGUCGCUCACCUUGCCAUCUGCCGUCAGUCAAAUCAAAGCAAAAUAUCAGCAUGUCUGGUACAACUACGUCUCGCCCCUUCGAUUAACAAUGCUCGUCAUGGUGCUCUUCUUUGGCACAUGGCUGCUUGCACCCAGCACGACGCAUGGCAGACACCACCAGCCCCUUGGCUUCACGCGGCAAGAUGCUGCCCAAGCCAGCAAGAUCCUCGGAGCUUGCAAUCCAUUCCACCGGCACGGUCAGCUACAGCUAUCUGCACGCCGCGCUGUCAACAACUAUUGGAAGCCGUUUGACGAGGCAUGCUUGCCGUCAACAUUGCUGCGCGCCAUCAGCAAGUCAAAUCGGCACGAGCCCGGCGGAACCCUCGCCACCUAUCCGAUGCGAGACAACCUCAAAAUGCCUUGGCUUCACAACAAGACCAUCCUAAUGAUGCGCGAUGUUGCUGCCCAUAAUGAUCUCUUUGAAUGGUGUGAGCUCAUGGGCGGUCAUGCUAGCUCACUAGAUGCGCGCAAUGAGACCAUUAAGGGGCUCUUUGACUCCUUGCAGCAGCGAUUGGCCGAGCUCAAUCAACGGUACCUGGAUGAUUCUCCCAUCAAUGAGUCAUUCACGCCCCUCAAAUGUGAAGUCAGCCGCUUUGAUCUCAUCAUAGUCCAGGUCUUCCAUCACGGUAUGCACACGCGCGCAGAGAUUGGCGUCAAGGCGCACAAGGGCGACACCUUUUAUGAUGCGAAUCCAAAGAAGACGCUCUAUCAAUGGGCCAAUAUCAUGAUUCUCGUGGCAGACACUGUGUUGCCACUCGUGGGACGCAACCGUCAACCGGACCUCAUACAUCUCUCAACUACUCACAGUAAUGCGUACCGCUGGGCGACAGAGGACCACCUGGAUCCAAAAGCUCCCGUGGCACCUGGCUCGGUGUCUGAUGAGCGUAUCACCUGGUAUGAGACACAAUUCAAGUCCGGCUUGAACAACAUCACCAGGCGUUAUCCCGACGCGACGGUCCUCUGGCAGAGUCCUGUUCUGACAGAUCACGUUGCGCGCAGCUCGAUGGUGGCGCUCGACGGUCUCGCCCGUCAUGUCAUUGAAGAAAGCCAAGAAGAGGUGCGCCAAGAGCUCAACGCUCUCAAAGUAGCCGGCAGGCCACAGCAACAGAUCCUGCUGGACAUAAAGCAGCCACAAGUUGACUCCGCCUCCCAUACAUCAUCAGCAGCAGCAGCAGCAGCAGCAGCACACGCAGGAGAUGCAGUCGGAUCUGUCAAUCGGCUUCAUGUCGACGAGACGGGAAGACUUCUACUCGGCAAUGAAGCCCAGCAAAUCGACUUGUCGCCCUCAGCGAAGAUCUCAAUCGAAGGCGUCAUGCAGGCCGAUGUGAUGCUUUACUAUCUGCAACGACAUCACGCAGCAGAGGUGAUGAGGCACAUUUCGACAUAAUGCAAUGUUACCAUGUU